AUGAUGCUUCUUACAACAAAGGAUACGAUCUACAGAUUGAAGGAGAAAUUUAACCUUGAAUUCGAGGAGGCCUUUCACCGAAAGGAGGCUGAACUUGCUCGUAUCUCAGAGCGCAUGAAUCGCCUCCGCUACGUUUAUGCAGAGAUCGGUCUUGAUGAUGAAGCUAAAAAACCCUUAGACGAUGCAUGGCUGCCAAGCGAACAGCCUGAGUCUUUGGUACUUGCUGUUCAAGAUUGUGAAAUCACGGUGGAACACUAUUUUAGCUCUACCCAACGGGCUGAAGCUGAGGCCGAAGCACGUGCAGCUGACGAGCGCAGACGCCGAGAGGCAGCGGACAACUGGCGUGAGCGUGGCCUAGAGGAAAUGAUGGGUGGCGUGCUGGAGGUUAAGAAAGAAGACCUUCUCAAGAAAGACAUCCCGAAACCAAAUUUUGUUCUUCAGGGAAAGGUGCAGACGCAGUGGUCUGAGGAUGAUAAGCGAAUUUUUGCUGAGUACGAAAAGAAGGUUAAGGAUUUGAAUGAGGAACGUGAGCGAUUCAGAAAGGUGAUGCAAGCAGAAAUCAAAAAAUUGACUGGCCUUAUUGAAGAUGGAAAGAUGAGAUUCAAUGAACAUCUGGUCAGUCUCUUCAACAAGUGGCUGCAGAUAAGGAAGGCCGUUUGGCAAGAGGAAUUGUCGGUCUGGAGACUUAAAUGGAGCCUGCUGGUGGAUGAAGAACUCGUUACUCGAGAAGAACAUCUUCGAAGUAUACGCAGAGAGUUACAGCAGAAGGAAAAAGAGGUUGAAUAA
This is a messenger RNA of Protopolystoma xenopodis, 786 nucleotides long. The record is from the annotation of a GenBank genome assembly. NCBI's taxonomy places the organism in Eukaryota, Metazoa, Platyhelminthes, Monogenea, Polystomatidea, Polystomatidae.